Molecule: messenger RNA, 1001 nt
Organism: Aspergillus wentii DTO 134E9
Lineage: Eukaryota; Fungi; Ascomycota; Eurotiomycetes; Eurotiales; Aspergillaceae
Exons: 3
Coding region: 253-846 (197 amino acids)
Source: RefSeq, a predicted model, not a curated record
GUUUUUUUCCCUUCCUCUUCCCCGCCCGGACUUAAAAUCGCCUGCAAAACACAAAACACUUUUCUAGUCUUAGUCUCUGUUUCCUCGUUUAAAGCCCAAUUUUCUCUUUCUCCUCUUUUCCCCCCUUCUUCUUCUCUUUUCCUUCUCUUCCCAUCGUCGCUUUCAUCUCUCUUCUCAGUAUCCAAUUCUCUAUAUAUACUCUACUCAAUUGGUUUACUUGCCUAUCUACUACUCAAAGAAGAAAUCAUCACAAUGCUCCCCUCUGUUGUCCUCCUUUCCACUCUAGCUGCCUCGGUUGCGGCAAGCUCCGGCAACUACUCUUUGCCUGAUAGCUUCAAUGUUGGAGAGGUUGAGUUGAGCACUCGAAACUCCUGGUGUACUGCCGAGCGGAACUCUUGCCCAAAGAUCUGCGGUGGAGUCGCGUAUGGCAACACAUGUGACCCGGAAACUCUUGACUUCACUUGUACCUGCGUGAAUGGUACUGCCGCAGACACUGAACCUUACACAAACACUAUCCCCUACUUUGUCUGCCAGGCCAACUAUGCGCAAUGCAUUAACGCGCAUCCCGACGAUGCCGAUGGCCAGCAGGAGUGCAAAGACAACGCCAAGUGUGGCAGCAAGGAUCCUUCGGAUGCCACCUCUUCGUCUACUACUACAUCUUCUUCGUCCUCUGCCACUUCGGCCACUUCCACCGCCUCUGUUACCAACAAGGAUGCUGUAACUGGUUCCACCACCGCCAGCAGCGAGACUGCUUCUAGCACUACCAAUGCUGCUGGUACUCUUCGCGACCACUCGACUGGUCUCUUGGCCACUGCUCUUUUCCUGGCCGUUCGUCUCGUUCUGUAGAUGAUGUGGUGAUAAACCGCUGUAACGCGACCAUGGGAUACCAAAACAAAAAGUUCCACCGGUUCAAUAUCCCUAUAUAAUACCUUGUUUCGAUUUCUUGCUGCACUGCUUGUUUGACUUUUUUUUUUUUUUGGCUUGCUGCAUGUUUGCUGAUU